UUUGCUUAAAUUUUGGUUAUUUUUAUAUACCCAAUUCUCGCCUUCUUCCUCUGUUGUCUGUGAAUGGAGAUUUAGGGAAAUUUAGGGUUUGAAAGGCUUCUUCUGUCUGUUUCUCUUGCUCUGCAACUUGAGCGCCUUUCUGAGCUUCAUUUCGCUGUUUUCCUGCACACGCCGUAGGCAUACAUUGAUAAGUUUAACGCUUCCUUUGUCACGUUUUAAGCAAAGCCCAACCAUAGCCAUUGAUUUCUCAUCCUAUCUCUUCAAUCCUUCCCUUUUCUGUACUCCCUUCCCUUUUAUUUAUUAUCUUCGUUUUGCUUAUUCUUCCGCUGUUUCAAAGGCAGACGGAGGGAGGGCUUCUUUUUUCCUGUUUUGUUUUCUGAUUUUCUCUGAGGUUUGAGGAAGAGGAAGGCAGAGUUCUAGGAGUUGAGGAGCUGCAGAUUUAUGUCGGCUGGGUUUGACUUGGCUGUGAUUGGGGCUCUGUUGCAGCUCUGUUUUUCUUCUUCUUCUUCUUCCUUACUUCUCUCUUGCUGUAUGAUUCUCUGCUGUUUCAAGCAGAGCCUUAAUCUGGUGUUUCCAUCUGUUUCGAUGCGUUUCAGACCGAAGAGGACUUGUUCUGGAGUUAAGUGCUUUGGAGCUUUUCAUAUAAAACGAUUCUCCUUCAUUCUCUUGCUCUUCAGAAGAGGGGGUUUCACAUAAUACUAACCCUUGAUUCGAUUUUGGUUCAUUCUGUUCCCCUCCUUUUCCCCUUAAGUUUUGGUCUGUUCGAGUUCGAGUUCUAUUUUUCCUGAGUUGUAGAGUUUUUUCCUUUUCUUUUCUUCAAAACAAUGCCAGAGCCUCGAGUUUUACAGCUAACGAAUCAAAAAAGUUUUGGAAAAAAAUCCAAAUCGAGACCCCAAGAACCUAAAAUGACUCGGAAAAUCCGUGUCAUCUGCAACGAUCCAGACGCAACCGAUUCGUCUUCGAGCGAAGAUGAGGGUGAAAUCGGAACCAAAUCUCUCAAAUUAAAACGAAUCGUUCGAGAAAUCCAUCUACCCUUGUUCCCUUUUCAGUCCUCUAAAUCAAUGGACGUAACCACUAGCACUCAGAGUUCUUCACAGGACAGCAACAAUGGCAGCAAAAACCCAGAGCUGAAGAGGAAGAGGGGUUUAGGCAGUAAAACCAUGCCUAAAACCCUCUCCACCCGAAGAAGCGCCUCUCAAUACAGAGGAGUUCGUCAAAGAAAGUGGGGCAAAUGGGCCGCCGAAAUCCGAGACCCUUUCAAGGGAGCUCGCAUUUGGCUCGGGACUUACAACACUGCUGAAGAAGCCUCUCAGGCCUACGAAUCAAAACGCCUCGAGUUCGAAAACGCCAUGGCGGCCGCCCCCAAAACCAACGUCAUCAUCUCUUCCUCGUCUUCUUCCUCCGAUGAGAACGAGGAAGAAUCCGGCACCGCCAUCUCUCAAACAUCCCCAGCCGCCAUUGUUGAAAUGGAAACCUCUUCCUCUGUUUUGAUAAAAGAGGAGGAAGUGAUCGACACCAGUUUGAUGAACGAACUCCAAAUCCCCAAUUUGGGAUUCGUGGACGAGGAUUUCGAAAUCAAUUUGGGGCUUCCAGAACUGGACCCCUUUUUCAUGAACGACAUUGGACUAUUGUUUGACGACUUCUCCGGCAUGGACGACCUUCAGAUUUACGGGUUGGAUGAGGAUGAACCCAGUUGCUUGCCGGAUUGCGAUUUCAACGAUUUUGGAAACGAUGAAAUAUCCUGUUGGGUGGAUGAAGCUUUGAAUGUUCCUUGCUCAUGAUAAGAAAGUUUUGCAGAUUAGGGUUGAAGAAAACAAUGUUUAUGUUUUGUUUUACAUAGUGUCUUUGAGGUUUAGUUUUUGUUGGGGUUCUGGUAAAAAACACUGAUUUUCUCGGGAAAAUGUUAAAAUUUUGCGGGAAAGUUGUUGAGUUUUGUUUAAUGAUGGGAGAGUAGAGAUCCAUGUGUUCUGGGUUUUCCUGCGCUUUGAGAGCCGUCCAGGAAAUGCGGAUUUCUUAGUUAUUUAUAAUUCUAUUGUUCUUCGUUCUUUGUUCUUGUCA
Messenger RNA from Cucurbita moschata (crookneck pumpkin), 2058 nucleotides. Its product is annotated as ethylene-responsive transcription factor ERF118-like. Gene Ontology annotation, molecular function: DNA binding; DNA-binding transcription factor activity. The record is from RefSeq and is a predicted model, not a curated record. Gene Ontology annotation, biological process: regulation of DNA-templated transcription. NCBI's taxonomy places the organism in Eukaryota, Viridiplantae, Streptophyta, Magnoliopsida, Cucurbitales, Cucurbitaceae. Bases 825 to 1781 code for a protein of 318 amino acids. The transcript has 2 exons.